AGUCCCGGCAGGAGGCGGGUUUUGGUGCUGCAGGGAGCUGUAGUCCCGGCAGGAGGCGGGUUUUGGUGCUGCAGGGAGCUGUAGUCCCGGCAGCAGGCGGUUCCGGAGUUGUAGGGAGCUGUAGGGAGCUGUAGGGAGCUGUAGUCCCGGCAGGAGCGGGUUUUGGUGCUGCAGGGAGGUGUAGUCCCGGCAGAAGGCGGGUUUUGGUGCUGCAGGGAGGUGUAGUCCCGGCAGAAGACGGUUCCGGAGUUGUAGGGAGCUGUAGGGAGCUGUAGUCCCGGCAGGAGCGGAUUUUGGUGCUGCAGGGAGGUGUAGUCCCGGCUCUGUAGUCCCGCCUACAGCUCCCGGCGGGCCGUGCCCGCGCUGCCGAGGGCACGGGCCGAGAUGGCGACGGCGCGGCUGAGCGGCAGCGAGAACCGUCUGGUGUCGCUGCCCCUGUCGCGGAUCCGCGUCAUCAUGAAGAGCUCCCCGGAGGUGUCCAGCAUCAACCAGGACGCGCUGUUCCUCACCGCCAAGGCCACGGAGCUUUUUGUUCAGUAUUUGGCUACAUACUCUUACAAACACGGCAGAGGGAAGGAGAAGAAUGCUCUGACUUACACUGACCUGUCUCAUACAGCAGAAGAGUGUGAGACCUUUCAAUUCCUUGCAGAUAUCUUGCCAAAGAAGAUCCUAGCUAGCAAAUACCUGAAAAUGCUUGAAAAAGAGAAGCGAGAUGGAGAAGUGAGAGAAGAUGAUGAUGAGGGUGAGGAGGAAGAGGAUGAAGAUGAAGCUGUUGGUGACAGUGUUGCAUCUUAAGGCCAAUGGAGAAUUGUUUCACAGUUGAUCCAUUUUCUAUUGUAUAAAGGAUGUUAUUUUUGUGACUGAGAAUCCAGAUGCUGGAUAUAUUUAUACACUGAGCCAUCUGCUUUUGCUUUAAGAAGUUUAGAAAUUGAACUUUAUACUUGUUGGAGAAUGAAAUUCUUCCCUCACAAACAAGGUGGGGUAGGAAGAGACAGUGCAAACCUGACAGCAGAGCUUGGUCAGAUAAUUUGAAAUGACUUUGUCAGACAAUCAUUACCAAAAUUUAAAAUUUCUUACAGGCAGCUUUCAGUUCAAAAGCUCCAACAGUGGACCAAGUCCAUUUAAAAAGUCUGUAAAAACAGCCAUGUGGGCACCCAGAUGGGACAGGAGGAGAUCCAUCCCAAGAGCUAAUAUGGUUCUGCAGCUGUGGUGGUAAAUGAGAUAGAAAAUUAUGUAAAUGUGGGCAUCUAGAACCCUUUUCUUGAAUGAACUCAGGCAGUUUCUCUUGCCAAAAAGCACAUUGAAGUCUGUUAAUUGUGGGUUCUUGAGAAUGAGCAGCUCCUUUACCAAGUGAGUGACAGAGAUGGAUUUUUCAUUUGGUUUUGGUUUGUUUUUCUUUUCUUUUUUUACUACAGAAAUGGCAACCGUCCCAUGUAG
Messenger RNA from Oenanthe melanoleuca, 1437 nucleotides. RefSeq names its product chromatin accessibility complex subunit 1 (gene CHRAC1). Gene Ontology annotation, molecular function: protein heterodimerization activity. Gene Ontology annotation, cellular component: nucleus; CHRAC. The record is from RefSeq and is a predicted model, not a curated record. NCBI's taxonomy places the organism in Eukaryota, Metazoa, Chordata, Aves, Passeriformes, Muscicapidae. The transcript has 3 exons. The coding region runs from base 385 to 795 and encodes 136 amino acids.